Messenger RNA from Paramuricea clavata, 1344 nucleotides. The record is from the annotation of a GenBank genome assembly. NCBI's taxonomy places the organism in Eukaryota, Metazoa, Cnidaria, Anthozoa, Malacalcyonacea, Plexauridae.
AUGUCUUCAAGUAUUUUACCGGGACUUGAAGGUUCAAAACCACUUGAGAUCGAUUCCAUGGGGGCUCUUGUUACAGUUGAAUCUAAUGCUAGUCAUUCGCCUUUGGCUUCCCAUUCUAACAUAGCAAAUGUCUCUAGUACUAUAAACGAAAACACAAAUGUUUCUGAAGGGAUAUCAUGUGCCUUAUCUGUCAACCCUUCACUCGACAUUGUUAAUGAACAACAAAUUGACCCAUAUCUGUCCAAGUUAAUUGACAUGAAAAAGCGUGGGGUAACAAACGCCCCGACUGCAAAGGUACAAGACCCCAUUCUUAAGACAUGGUAUAGUCAUUAUAAUCGCGUUUUUCUUCGUGACGGCUUGCUAGUUAGGUCCAUGGGCAAUCGAUCCCCUUACCCCAAUUACGUAAUUGUUGUGCCAAGUGCGUCCGUGACACAAUUUUGAAAGCUGUUCAUGCCACAACCCUUUCGCUGGCCACUUAGGAACUGUAACUCGCACCGAGGAAAGAGUGAAAAAACGUUUUUAUUGGCCUGGUAUCCGUGUUGACGUUGAACAGUAUGUUAAGCAUUGUGCAGUAUGUGCACAUCACACUUCACCAGUUAACUUAAAUCGAGCGCCAAUGGGUACUAUUGCUGUAGGGGAACCAUUCACGUUUUGGGCAAUGGAUUACAUGGGACCAUUGCCAGAGACUAGCCACGGCAACAAGCACAUACUUGUCGUUGUUGAUCACUUUACAAAAUGGUGUGAGGCAUUUGCCACUCCUGACCAAAAAGCAAGUACAGUCGCGCCGCUUUUGAUAAGUAGAAUAUUUUCACGAUUUGGCCCACUGCGGUUUUGCAUUCAGACCAGGGGCGCAAUUUUGAGAGCGUUUUAAUGCAUGAAAUUUGUGAUGCUAUGGGUAUAACAAAGACUAGAACAACGGCGUAUCAUCCGCAAUGUGAUGGUCAAACAGAACGCCAAAAUAGAACACUCCAAAGCAUGCUGUCCUCUUUUGUUUCUAGUCGGAAAGAUGAUUGGGAUUUGUGGCUAGACAGCGUCACGUUUGCGUACAACACAAGUGGGCAUGAUGUACUAGGUGUCUCACCCUACGGGGCAGUUUUUGGUCGUGCACCUCGCCUGCCUUUAGAAUUAGAGCUAGGAAUGCCUCUUUCAAAUCCAGUUACACGCAAUGAAUACAUGCAAUCACUAAGGUCGGUAUUUCGUGACGUGAGACAAAUCGCAAAGCAGCAGCUCACCAAAGUAUCCAAGAAACGAGCCGGGCACAAACAGGGAACAAACACCUGGCGGCCAUUUCAUGAAGGACAAACGGUCAUGCUCAGACGACCCAAAAUGCUGGAAAUUAGGUAG